UGUCUGUACAGUGCGUCUCUCCCUCCCUCUCUGUCUGUCUGUCUGUCUAGCACGAGCAAUGGAUGCAUCCACGUGUGCAUCGUCGUGCUUGUGAAUUCAUCGGCCGUUCAUGUCUGUGUGUGUGCUGCAAGUGUCUAGAAAGAUACAUACGGUGAAUAGGUGUCUUACACUAGAGAUAAUGAUGGAUCGGACCCCUUCCCGCAAUUUACAGGGAACUGGAAACAAAGCAAAAAAAAGGCAAUUUGAUGGUAUAUGACACUAGUACUGCACGUCCUAUUAGUGCUGGUGGGCGUUCUCUUUUGCGGCUGUGAGGGGGUGCCGCUCACCCGUGGCUUCAGACAUCGCGAUAGACGAUGUGCCGUCGGCGCACAGGCAAGAGCAGAACCAUAUGCAUGCAGAUGGGAGAAAGCAGAGACCUGCAGCGCUGCACGGACGGGCUAUCUAUCUAUCUAUGGGGCCCUUGUGUCUGCCCUGCACUGCCUGCAGGAGAUCAACGACAUGCGUUCCACCCGGCACAACAUGAAUUGGUGCCGGCCCAGCUAUCCCUUGUCAAAACAGGUUGGUGGGUCAAAGGGAGGCAGGCACCAUGAAAGACGCUCGAUAGAUGCCUCCUGUCCUGCCAUCUAUCCAUCCAUCCAUCCAUGUGUCUGCCACCAUUGUGUGUCGUGUCGUGCAGAAGUAUCUGGCUCCUAAGUGGCAGCGCGAGUACAAGAAGACCAUUGAGCGGCUCACUACCCUAGGCACGGCUGGGACCUCUAACUUCACCGGGGAGGACCCGACCUAUCGCACAAGGCUCAUCGGGCCACGCGCACUCCUCUUUGGGCUGCAGCAGGGGCAGUACUACAUUCACCAGCAGUGAGGGAGGGAUGGGUGGUGAGUGAGAGGAGGCCGCGUGACAAUUGUGGGAGGGCUGGGCAAGGCAGGGCAUGCACCUUCCCUUUCUCACCCGCCCGAGGUUGUGCUCUUUUCCGCUUUUUUGCUGAAUAUUCGUGGGUUGGGGGACGUCGGUGGGGAGAAAUAAGGCUCCUCUGCUCAACAGCGGCAUGAGUGGUGGACCCUGUUUCUGAUGAAUCGGGUGUGGAUGUGAUGUGCGUCAGUUCCGUGGGUGCCGUGUUUAGUCUUUAUCUGAGCUGCCUUGCCCAACAACGCAUUUUUCGGUCACGGCUGCGUGUGUCAUGGCAACAAGUCAACCACAGACACACAUGUGUCACUGAUGUGUCAUGACAGUGCUGCGUCGCCAAAGCGAUAGUAAACAAACGGAUGGCUGCAUGACAUGAAGACAAAAGAUGGCACCACAUGCACACCUACCUUGCCAC
Vitrella brassicaformis is the source of this 1316-nucleotide messenger RNA. The record is from the annotation of a GenBank genome assembly. Lineage: Eukaryota; Vitrellaceae.